Messenger RNA from Entrophospora candida, 1638 nucleotides. NCBI's taxonomy places the organism in Eukaryota, Fungi, Glomeromycota, Glomeromycetes, Entrophosporales, Entrophosporaceae. The record is from the annotation of a GenBank genome assembly.
AUGGAGGAAGAUAGACCAUUCUGGUCAUUUGAGUAUUUUCCUCCAAAAACUCAACAGGGGGUACAAAAUCUUUAUGAUCGUAUGGAAAGAAUGUAUUAUUUAGGCCCCGAAUUUGUUGAUGUUACGUGGAAUGCUGGGGGUACUUCUUCAAAACUCACUUCUGAAAUUGUAGCAACUGCACAAUCAGUUUAUGCUAAAGAAUGCGGAUGUCAAAAUAUUCUUGCUUUACGUGGUGACCCACCGCAUGGCCAAGAACGUUGGGAAGCAGUAAAAGGUGGCUUUUCAUAUGCAAUUGAUUUAGUUAGUUAUAUCCGUGAACAAUAUGGUGAUUAUUUUGGUAUUGGUGUGGCUGGGUAUUGCGAGGGUCAUGUCGAUAAUCCUGAUAAAGAUGAUGAUUUACGUCGACUCAAAGAGAAAGUGGACGCUGGUGCAGAUUUUAUCAUCACACAAGUGUUUUAUGACGUAGAUGUCUUUUUAGAAUGGGUUAAAGAAUGUCGUGCCAUCGGUAUCAAUUGUCCUAUAAUUCCUGGUCUUUUGCCAAUUCAGACUUAUUCAGGAUUUAAUAGAAUCAUAACUCUUUGUAAAACUAUUGUUCCUCAGUAUAUACUUGAUGAUUUGGAACCUAUCAAAGAUGAUGAUGACGCUGUAAAAAAAUAUGGAAUCAAAUUGGUUGUCCGAAUGAUCAAGAAGAUGUAUGCUGCUGAUAUCAAAGGAUAUCAUUUCUACACAAUGAAUUUGGAAAGAUCUACCCGUUUGAUUUUGGAAGCUCUUGAAUUUAUUGCUCCUAUAGAAAAAGUUAAACCAUUACCAUGGUGUCCGUCUCUUUCGGUUAAGCGUAAGAAUGAGAAUGUUCGUCCAAUCUUUUGGAGAAAUCGCUCAAGAAGUUAUAUUGCACGUACUGAAGCAUGGGAUGAAUAUCCUAAUGGUAGAUGGGGUGAUUCAAGAUCACCGGCUUUCGGUGAAGUUGAUGGUUAUGAGGCAUUUGAAUUAUGGGGACAUCCACAAACAUUGAACGAUAUUUAUGAAUUAUUUGUUCAAUAUUGUAAUGGUGAAAUCGGUUCACUGCCAUGGUCUGAUCAAUCACUUGCACAAGAAACUGAUAUAAUAAAGGAUCGUUUAGCCAAAAUUAAUUCUUUGGGAUAUUUAUCCAUUAAUUCUCAACCUGCUGUUAAUGGUGCCAGAAGUGAUGACAAAGUAUUUGGCUGGGGUCCAAAGAAUGGUUAUGUAUAUCAAAAGGCUUAUUUGGAAAUUUUUGUUUCUCCUGCAAAUCUUGAUUCUCUUAUCCUUAGAAUUGAAAAAGAUCCAAAUAUCACAUAUUAUGCAGUUAACAAACAGGGUGAUUUGAAAACUAACACACAAAGUGAUGGGCCUAAUGCAGUCACGUGGGGAGUGUUCUCCGGAAAAGAAAUUAUUCAACCAACGGUUGUAGAGGCCAUAAGCUUUAUGGCUUGGAAGGAUGAAGCUUUUGAGCUCUGGAAUGAAUGGGCAAAAAUAUACGACAAGGAUUCUAUUUCUUCUCAAUUGAUUACAGAAAUAGCAGACAAUUGGUAUCUGAUUAAUAUAGUACAUAAUGAUUUUCAUGAUAACGAUGGCAUAUUUAAAAUUUUUGAAGACGACGAUAUGGGUGCAGAGCGCUAA